Messenger RNA from Polychytrium aggregatum, 1155 nucleotides. RefSeq names its product Per1-like-domain-containing protein. The coding region runs from base 32 to 1024 and encodes 330 amino acids. Gene Ontology annotation, cellular component: endoplasmic reticulum membrane. Gene Ontology annotation, biological process: GPI anchor biosynthetic process. The record is from RefSeq and is a predicted model, not a curated record. NCBI's taxonomy places the organism in Eukaryota, Fungi, Chytridiomycota, Chytridiomycetes, Polychytriales. The transcript has a single exon. Gene Ontology annotation, molecular function: hydrolase activity, acting on ester bonds.
CAAGUCCAGACCCCAUCGCAUCGCUCCUCUGAUGACAUCCGCUCGCCGUCCUGAACGAUCCUGCCCCGUGCAGACAGCUGCGAUUCUCGCCCUCGCCCUGCUGGCUGCGGCGGCCGUCGUCCCGCUGGUCUCGGCCUCGUCCGGAGACCGAGAUCCGCUGUUCGGGAGCUGCCUUGCCCGCUGCCAGAGCAACGCAUGCCAGGGCCGCCCCCAGGCGCUCUCGACAAACGCCGUCCUGCGACUGACGCUCUGGAGCUGCGCCGACAACUGCAAGUACGAAUGCAUGCACCAACGCACGGACGAGCUGGCCGCGCUGGGCAUCUCGCCGCACCAAUACUAUGGCAAGUGGCCGUUCUAUCGGCUCAUGGGCCUGCAAGAGCCUGCGUCGGUGUUGUUCUCGCUGCUGAACCUGCACGGACACCUGGUCGGAUUCCGGAGGCUGCGGCGGCUGGUGCCAAGCUACUACCCGCUGCGGUCGCUGGUGCUGCUGAACUCGUUCCUGGGCAUCAACCUGUGGGUGUGGUCGAGCAUAUUCCACUCGCGCGACUUUCCGAUCACCGAGAAGCUCGACUACUACUCUGCGAUGGCAUCGUUCUUUUGCAACCUGGCGCUGACGGCGAUCCUGUGCUUCAACAUCCGCUCGCGCAUCGUGCAAAGAUGGAUCGUGUCGGUGCUUGCUGCGGGUUACCUGGGCCACAUCACCUAUCUCACCCUGCGGACGCCGUUCGACUAUCGCUUCAACACCAUCGUCGGGGUGGUCGUCGGCGUCGCCAACAAUGUGAUUCUGCUGCUCUGGGGCAUCCUCAACUGGACCCGGCGAGCGUCGUAUGCACGGCAUGUCGUGCUGAUGGUGUGCAUCAUCACAGGCGCCAUGACCCUGGAGAUCUUUGACUUUGCGCCGAUCCUGGGAGUGCUGGAUGCGCAUUCGCUGUGGCAUGCCUCGACGAUCCCGGUGGUGUGGCUGUGGUACCAUUUCAUCGACCACCACAUUGCUGCUGCAGAUGCGUCUCCGCUCAAGCGCUGAAUCGACAAACUCGAGCCGCACGGGAGAUACAGCAUAUCCAAAAUGAAAUGGGACACCCGUUUUGAGCCAUGACAGGGUUUUUUCUGUGACCUGAAUACACCCACCCACUCAUCGCACUCAUGGCCAAACAC